AUGUUUUCCUCGUUGGCACUCGUGCUGUCUUUCUUGCUCGUCAUCUCACCAAAUGCCUCCGGUGCUCCGAAUGGAUAUGAAACGGCUGCUGGCCAGUCUAUCCCUCUGAUCCGAAGACAGCCUGAACGGACCGCUGCUGAUUGGGAAGCAUGGGCACAGAACGAGCGAGAGACUCUCACCGUUAAGUAUGGGGGAGCUAUUGCGAAAAGGAGUACCGGGACGAACUUGAUGACUAACCAGAAUGCAGAUUCAAGUUACUUUGGUUCUUUGGCCAUAGGCACACCGCCCGUCUCCUUCGAUGUCAUCCUAGACACUGGCUCGGCCGAUCUCUGGGUCGCAGAUCAAGCCUGCACCCUAGGCUGCUCCAAAGUUCAGCUGUUCGAUGAUCUGGCCUCCUCUACUUUCCACAACCUUUCUACGCCCUUCCAGAUCCAAUACGGUUCUGGUGCCGCCGCAGGUACAUUGGGCCAAGACGUUGUACAGAUGGCUGGGUUCUCUGUCCCUAAUCAAAUCUUUGGUGCCGUCACGCAAGUGACGUCAGGCCUCCUUAACACGCCUGUGUCUGGCUUGUUGGGGUUGGGAUGGCAGAGCAUAGCUAGUUCAGGAGCAUCCCCGUUCUGGCAGACCUUGGCGAGCUCGGGAGCAUGGACAGAUCCGCUCAUGGCAUUCCAACUCACGCGGUUUAUCAACGCUACCAGCCCCAAUGCCCAGGAACCUGGCGGAUCGUUCACUUUGGGCUUUGUCAACAGCAGCCUUUACACCGGUACCAUUGAUUACCAGUCCCUUCCAACGACGCCAUCAUAUUGGAUUCUACCAAUGAAAUCGUUGACCGUUCAAGGAAGCAGCGUCACCAUCCCCUCGGGAUCUUCAUCUUACUCCGCCAUCGACACCGGCACCACUCUCGUCGGUGGCCCCUCUAGCAUCAUCUCAGAAAUCUACGCACAGAUUCCAGGCUCGCAGCCUGGCUCAGGUAGCUGGCAGGGAUAUUGGACCUACCCUUGCAGCACCAGCGUCAACAUUGCCAUCUCAUUCGGCGGGCCCAGCUGGCCAAUCUCCCCCGCAGACUUCCGACUCACCUCCAUUAGCUCAUCCCAGUGUAUCGGCGCAUUCUUUGAACUGAGCACAGGUGGCAGUGCCCCGACCUGGAUCAUUGGAGACACUUUCCUGAAAAAUGUUUAUUCAGUCUUCCGGUAUAACCCAGCUGCUGUGGGUUUUGCUGCGCUCUCGAACACCGCGCUUGCUAUGAACGGGGUCAAUGCUGCUCCGCCUUCGGCUACCAUUGGUUCCGUCUCGGCCAGCGCUACCGCUGGUACUGGUGGUGGAAGCAAUGCUGCUUCUCGCCGUUGGGGUAUUUCAUGGGCACUGCUCGUGGGUGGUAUCUCUAUCGCUGUGGGUGCUGCUUGGAUGUAA
This is a messenger RNA of Suillus paluster, 1410 nucleotides long. RefSeq names its product aspartic peptidase domain-containing protein. The transcript has 7 exons. Lineage: Eukaryota; Fungi; Basidiomycota; Agaricomycetes; Boletales; Suillaceae. Gene Ontology annotation, molecular function: aspartic-type endopeptidase activity. Gene Ontology annotation, biological process: proteolysis. Bases 1 to 1410 code for a protein of 469 amino acids. The record is from RefSeq and is a predicted model, not a curated record.